This is a messenger RNA of Aspergillus steynii IBT 23096, 1659 nucleotides long. RefSeq names its product PQ-loop repeat-containing protein. Gene Ontology annotation, cellular component: fungal-type vacuole membrane. The transcript is spliced from 4 exons. The coding region runs from base 199 to 1254 and encodes 351 amino acids. Lineage: Eukaryota; Fungi; Ascomycota; Eurotiomycetes; Eurotiales; Aspergillaceae. The record is from RefSeq and is a predicted model, not a curated record. Gene Ontology annotation, biological process: basic amino acid transmembrane export from vacuole.
UAUCAGACCAUCCUGAAAAAAAAACCAUCGCCCCCUCCGCCCCUUCGACCCUUCGACCCUUUCAAGAAUUUGCGUCUCAUCUCCUGUUGUCGUGGAUUAGCGAUACUCGGCCUGCGCUGUCGCCACCGAAUCUUCAAUGCAGAAUUGAUAAGAGUUGCGUCAUUGAUUACACCCGUCGAAGAAGAAAAAAAGACAGCAAUGUCCGUUCUUUGGACUCAAGUCAGCGGAUCAUCGGCCGCAGAGACGGUGCCGUUGACGCCGCGCGAAGCAGCAUCGGGCCUGCUGGGCUCGGUCUCUCUCACCUGCUGGAUCUUUCUGCUGGUAUGUGAGAAGCCUGUUUUGUCCGACCGAGACAAGACCGGAUCCAGUCAUACUGACACACCGCGCUCCUUCUCUUGCCAGGUGCCCCAACUCAUAGAAAACUACCGCAACGGCAAUGCCGAAGCCAUCUCCUUCCUGUUCCUGUUCGUCUGGUUCGUCGGGGACGUGGCCAACCUGAUCGGAGGCGUCUGGGCCGGCCUGGUCCCUGUCAUCAUCGCCAUCGCCGUGUACUUCUGCAUCGCCGACGGAGUGCUCAUCACGCAAUGCCUGUACUACAAGGCGCGGAACGCCAGCCCCUACGCCGUCAACCGACGCCGAUCUUCCGUCGAGACCCCCGACCCGACCACCCCCUUGCUGGGCCGGCGCUUCAGCGACAAUCUGCCGGACAAUGCGACGGGUCGUCGUCGCUCAUGGACAGCGCAGCAACAAGCCAACAGUGGCAAUCGGGAUGCCGACGGAACGCUGGCCAAGAUCGUCGAGGAAAACGACACGGGUCGCAACGCCUGGGUCAAGAACAUCAGCAGUGUUCUGGCUAUCUGCUUGAUAGGAAUGGCCGGCUGGACGGUCGCAUGGCAGUCGGGGGUCUGGAAACCCGCUCCUGAGGAAAACCACGGCGGUGUCGAAAUCGCCGCCGGUGCGCAGCUGGUGGGAUACUUCAGCGCGAUCUGCUACCUCGGCGCGCGCCUCCCACAAAUCUACAAGAACUACUGUGAUAAAUCAUGCGAGGGCUUGUCUCUUUUGUUUUUUAUUCUGUCGCUCAUUGGAAACCUGACCUACGGUGCUGGGAUUCUGUGCCACUCUACGGAGAGGAACUAUGUCAUCACCAAUGUUCCCUGGCUGAUUGGAUCCCUGGGAACCAUGGUCGAGGACAUCACGAUUUUCGUGCAAUUUCGCCUCUACGCUACUGUCGACUCAACCGCCGCAGUGGUAUAGAUAUAGGGCUGGCUGUCUUUUUGUGUUUGAUGUAAAAUCCCACACGCUAACCGGUUAGCGCGUUUGGAAGUGCGUUGCGCGCAGCUUAUCGAUUGUUCGUGUCUUUUGGCGCUUGAUUAUCAAAAAAGUUGAUUGGAUUUCGGAGCCUGGCAUUUUGGAGCUACCUUGCAUUUGCAAGUCCUCAAGAAAUAAAAGUUGGACGGUUGGGAGCAGGCGUGGCACUGUUGGUUUCGCUUUACAUGUGGCUGUUGAUAUAUAGAGAUUUUCUUUCUUUUUUUUACUUCUGCACCAGGACAAGGCGUUUGGCAAAGGGAGCAGGUGAAUCGGAAGGUUCUAUAGUGAUACAGAAAAUGCAGACGGAAACCUUUUUGUUCAUGGUCGCAUGACAGACAUGGCAUGAGAGCU